Molecule: messenger RNA, 4042 nt
Organism: Cokeromyces recurvatus
Lineage: Eukaryota; Fungi; Mucoromycota; Mucoromycetes; Mucorales; Mucoraceae
Exons: 8
Coding region: 41-3874 (1277 amino acids)
Biological process (GO): actin cortical patch assembly; endosomal transport; endocytosis
Cellular component (GO): mating projection tip; nucleus; actin cortical patch
Molecular function (GO): calcium ion binding; actin binding
Source: RefSeq, a predicted model, not a curated record
CUCUUUUUUUUUUUUUUCUAAUUUGAAAUAAAAACUUCACAUGUAUAACAAUUCUGGAGGGCAAUUUGGGCCUUCAAAAGGCAUCCGUCUUAGUUUUUUAACUCAAAAUGAUCAGGCAAAAUUUGAACAGCUUUUUUCUCAAAGUACUGCAUCUUCUGGUGGAAAUAAACUUUCUGCUAAUGUGGUUAGUGAGCUUCUAAGACGUUCAAAUUUAGAUAAUGAGACAUUAGCAAAGAUUUGGGAUCUUGCUUCAAUAGCUCAAGCACCUUAUUUAACAUUCCCCGAAUUUGCAGUUGCCAUGUUUUUGACGUCCAAAAAAUUGAUGGGACAAAGUCUGCCUGCUUCCCUUCCUUCUAACAUUAGAGAAGAAACAGAAAUAGCUAUGGCUACUAUUGCUUCUACUGAAACUUCUCAACAGCUUGUUAAUACUAGUGUCGCUCCCCAGCAACAGUUUAUAACUCCCAUGAUGACAGGUAUGCCUAUACAAAAUUCGAUGAGGCCUACACCACCACCUGUACCUCAAUUACCAAUGCAAACAGGUUACAUUAACAAUUAUCAAGCACCUAUGCAAACUGGUUUCCAGCCUUCAAUGCCUCCUCCACAAUCUAUUAUCCCUCCUCCACAACCAACACCUAAACUUCGACUUCAAAAUAUCGAUUUUGCUAAAAAAAUGAUGCCCAACCAAAAUGGUGUCACCAAUUUAUUAAAUCCUAGUCUGGGUUCUUCCUACAAAAUUUCUUGGAAGAUUAGUCCUGAAGAUAGACAACGUUAUCGAGAAAUUUUUAACGCCUGGGAAGGAUCUGGAUCUGGGUUUAUGUCGGGAGAAACAGCUAAAGAUGUUUUAACGCAAUCUCAACUACCUCCGGCUGACUUGAUGAAAAUUUGGAAACUUGCUGAUAGAGACAAUAAAGGAAGUUUAGAUGAAGAUGAAUUUGCCAUUGCCAUGCAUUUGGUCUAUCGUAAAUUAAAUGGAUUUGAGAUCCCUUCAGUUUUACCUCCUGAACUUGCUCCCCCAUCCAAGUUACUUAAGAAGUUUGUACUUGGCAAUAAACCCUCACCAUUUGCUCCAUCAUUUGACAGUCCCAAGCAACAACAUAAAGAGGAAGAGAACAGCUAUUUCUCCUAUAAUGAUGACCAUACUGAUUAUAUCUCUAGUGCCCGUAGAAAAGGAUAUCAAUCAACUAACAGUAGUAAAUCUUUCUCUUUCAGACACAAUAAUUCUGAUGACGAGGCUGAUGUUCUAAUUUUAGAAGAUCUUCGUCGUCAAAUUUAUGAGACGAAGCGUACAUUAGAUCGUAUGCCUAAACCCAAUACUAAAACACGCUAUAAUGCUAGCAGUAAAUAUUCUUUAGAAGAGCUUAAAGAAAAGAUUAGAAGAGCACACGAAGAUAUAACUAACGCUGUUCGUACUAAUCCUGCAUCAAAGAAGUAUAUGGAAAAUGACGAUAUUUUAUUGGAAUUACUGGAAACUCAGAAAUCACUUCAAGACGAAAUUCAAUAUUUGUGUAAUCGUGAUAUUCCAGUCUUAGCUCGUCAAUUACGUGGCUGUACAGCUGAAUUGAGGGAUGCUAAGGUUCGUUAUGCAAGAAAAAACGAUGGAACUGAAGAUUAUAUGUCCUUUAUUCAACCUACAGGUCCUGGUGGUACAAUCACCGAAAGUGAUCGUGUACGUGCUAAAGCUAAAGCUAUGAUGGCUGCUCGUAAGGCCGGUCAUACUGAAUCUAGUAUGGAUGCUAAUCUCAGCCUUCGUCGUGCUGAGGAACAGAAGGAAGAGACUGAUCGAAAAGCGGAUAGCAUCGAACGUGAAAUGGAAAAAUCUCGUACAGCCUUAUUGGAUAUGCGAGGCGAUUUAAGAUAUUUUGAGGAGAUGGUGGAAAGGAAAGAUUUACAGGAGAAAAAGCAGUUUGAAAAUAGUCAAGAUCUUUCGUAUGAGUUGCGUCAUUUUAUUGAACAAUUGGAUAAAAGAACUAAUGAUUAUCCAUCUUAUGCUCCUCGACAACUUUCAUCUAAUUCUGUUGGAAAUGUUGGUGGAGCACGUAAUUCCGCUUCUGUUAGCCCAUCACCUGCUAUUAAUGCGUCAAGUCCUAAACCCAAGCCUUCACCUGCUCGACCUCGUACAGCAGAAGAAAUCAAAAAAGAGGCGGAAAGACGAGUUCAAGAACGCUUGGCCGCAAUUCAAGCUAAACGCAAUCAUGCUGGUUCACCUAAGACUGGAUCAUCAAUACCACCUAUUAGCAAACCAAAUGAAGCUGAAGAAUCUACUCAACGUAAGGAAAUGGAGUAUAAGAAUAAACAGGAUGAACUUGAACGUAUUCAAGAAUAUGAACGUCUGGAACAACAACGACAAGAGUUGGAAAAAGCUAAGAAUGCUAGAAGACAACAAGAACUAGAAGAGCAAAAACGAAAACAAGAAGAAAAGGAAUUAGAAGAAAGAAGAAAACAAGAAGAAAAAGAAUUAGAAGAAAGAAGAAAACAAAUAUUGGAAAAGGAGGAAGCAGAACGUCAAGCCCGCUUUGAGGCAAUUAAGCGUAAUGAAGAGAUGGAGGCUGCAAAUAAAGCUCAAAAGUUAGAUGAAACACCUGAAGCAGUGCCCUCAGAGUUAUCGUAUUCUGCUCCACCAGCGCCCCCAGCACCCCCAGCACCUCCAGCACCUCCAGCACCUCCAGCUCUUAAUACAUCAUCAUCAACCAGUAGUAACAAUCCUUUUGCUAAAAUACAACAAUCAAACAAUAUUAAUACUGAUUCCUCUAAUGCAGAAAAACCUAACGAACCUUCUAACAAGCGUAUUAGUUAUAACCCUUUUGCUACAUUUUCUGCAUUCUCUGCUACAAAAGCUAGCUCUAAAGAUGAUACUGACUCUGAGGAUGAUGGUUGGGACGAUGGUCAUGAUGAUUCAGAAGAUGAAAAUGAAUUCCCUGCUGCUGGUAGUGCUAAAAAUUUGGCUGGUAAGCUAUUUAGUGCUAUAAGUAAAAUUUCAGAUAUUGCAACUGUACCUGCAACAUCCCCUAAACCUAAUGAAGCAGACUUUACACAUUCUAAUACGGCAUCUAAUAAUACUCCAUCUGUGUCUGUAGCUAACAAUAACAUCUCUACGCCACCACCCCCACCUGCUCCACCUGCUCCACCUGCUCCUGUAGCUAUGCCAUCACCUGAAGAGGUUGUAGCGUCACCAAUUGGCGGUGAUAUGAGAAAUGCUUUGUUAAGUCAAAUCCAAAAAGGAGCUAAACUAAAGAAAGCAGUAACAAAUGAUCGUAGUGCUUCCUCAGUUGCUGGAAAAGUUAUUGAUAAUGACCAAACCCCUAUUCAACCUGAUCAUUCCCAAAAUACAGCUGAGAGUAUCACCCCUACACCUGUUUUUACUCCUAUGUCAAGUGAUAGUUUCUUUGCAGAAUUACAGGCUCGUACCAUUUCUAAUCCUAAUGAUGUCACAGAAACUGAUAUUAAUACUGAUGCAAUUCCACCUGUGUCUACUGAUUCUAUCACAGAACAAUCACCCAAACAAGAGUUUGUCGCUCUUUGGGAUUAUUCUGGAUCGGGGUCCGACGAUCUUAUCUUUGCACAAGAUGAUAUUAUUCUAGUUCAAGAUAGCAAUGAAUCUGAAGAUUGGUGGUAUGGUACUUUGCAAAAGAAUGGGAAAACUGGCUACUUUCCUAAAAACUAUGUACAACCAAAGUCUGAAGUUCCACCUGAAUUAGAUAUUAAAGCAAAAGCUUUAUAUGAUUUUGAAGGACCUAAAGGACAAGGUUGUUUAGAUCUGAAGUUAGGUGAAAUAAUCACUAUCCUUGUUAAAGAAAAUGAUGACUGGUGGAAGGCUAGAUCUGAGGAUGGUACCCGUGAAGGCCUAGUACCUGUCAAUUAUGUGGAACAAAUUUAAUCUUUAAUACAUACUCAAUACAUUUUUAUAAAGCUACAUAAUGUGCUUGUAUAUACUCUUUAUUAAUAUGGUAUAUCAUCAUUUUAUCUGCUUCAGAGCAUGAGUGUUAAAAAAAAAAAACAAAAAAAAUCCACAUUAUUGAUUCUAAUUUUUAAGGAUUGAAUAAUA